Conger conger (European conger) is the source of this 597-nucleotide messenger RNA. Its product is annotated as galactose-binding lectin l-1-like. NCBI's taxonomy places the organism in Eukaryota, Metazoa, Chordata, Actinopteri, Anguilliformes, Congridae. Gene Ontology annotation, molecular function: carbohydrate binding; laminin binding; galactoside binding. The record is from RefSeq and is a predicted model, not a curated record. The transcript has 4 exons. The coding region runs from base 98 to 478 and encodes 126 amino acids.
CAUAAAUAUCACGCCUUACAUUUUACUUUCAUUUUAACCAAAGCCAUAUGAGGACUCAAAUCAGCAACUGAAGUGUUGAGAUUGUGAAGGUGAAAACAUGUCGUUCAAGUCAGGAAUGGAACUGAAGAUCAGAGGUGUCCCAAAACCCGAUCCGAUUCGUUUCACGAUCGAUGUGGGCCACGCUGAGAAUGAUGUUGCGCUGCACUUUGACUUCCGCUUCAAUUAUUUUGGUGAACUACGCACCAUCGUCAUGAACAGUCUUGAGCAAGGUUCGUGGAAAGAGGAACAAAGAGAGAAAAACUUCCCCUUUGAGGCAGGCCAGGAGUUUGAGAUCACCAUUUCCUUCACCAACGAAAAAUUUUACAUUAAUCUCCAUAAUGGAAAAAUGAUCGAGUUCCCCAACCGUAUGUGUGAUAACCACUAUGAAUUCCUUUCAAUGGUUGGAGACGUCAUGGUCAACAGGAUUAUAAUGCAAUAAAGGCUCAGGCAUUCCCUUUCUGGGCUGCUGAUUGGCUGCUCUGCUUUCUGCUUCCUGUGAAAACGUAUUGAGUAUGAGAAUCAUUCCAGUUUUAAUAAUAAAUGCCUAGCUUAUCAUGG